GACGUCAAGAGAGUCAUGAAAAAGUUUCAACCUUACGAGAACAGUUGGUGACUUUCUUAGAACAAACAGGAACUUUCUUCAUCGAAUUUGAUCAAGCAUGUGAUUUACUAAUGAAACUUUCUACUUUUUUGUCUCAAACUGAAAAUAGGUUCCAAGAUCUCCAAGAAGCUUACGCUAAUCUGUAUCAAGAUUUCCUUCAAGUUCAGCAAGAAAGAGAUCUUCUCCAAACAAAUUCUCAAAUACAA
This is a messenger RNA of Funneliformis geosporum, 245 nucleotides long. Lineage: Eukaryota; Fungi; Glomeromycota; Glomeromycetes; Glomerales; Glomeraceae. The record is from the annotation of a GenBank genome assembly.